Spinacia oleracea (spinach) is the source of this 951-nucleotide messenger RNA. RefSeq lists its product as uncharacterized. The coding region runs from base 95 to 700 and encodes 201 amino acids. The record is from RefSeq and is a predicted model, not a curated record. Lineage: Eukaryota; Viridiplantae; Streptophyta; Magnoliopsida; Caryophyllales; Amaranthaceae. The transcript has 3 exons.
CUCAAUCAAUUUCAUACUACAAUAUAUACAACCAAACAUUUUAGAUAUUCUAGAGAGAGAAAAGGGUCGAAAGCCAAAUUAAGAGACCAAAAUAAUGGCUCGUAAAAAUGGUGUUUUGAUGCCUAUUCUUGCCGUUGUUCUGGGCAUACUAGCAGUUGCUCUUAGUUUUACUGCUUAUUCCAAAAGGAUUAAGGCAGGUGAUGUUGGUCCUGUAGUAAACGGGGAUUGCAUAUAUCCAAGCAGUGCAGCUUGUGCCCUAGGCAUAAUUGCUGCAUUAUUUCUUUUGGCUGAGCAAAUUGUAAUAAGUUGUGGUAUCAACUGCUUUUGCUGUUGUGGAGGACGUUUUUCUUCCACUUGUUCCGCUGUUACCUCGCUCAUUCUCUUCGUCUUGUCCUGGAUCACAUUUAAAAUAGCAUUUGUGGGAUUAUUAUACACAUCCAUCCUCAACAACAGAAGUUAUCUAUCAAAAACUAACCCUGGAAGCAAUGGUGACAUUUGCAGAGUUGGCAGGGAAAAUUUGUUCCUAGGGGCAGCAAUUUGGUGUAUAAUUAGCAUCGUUUUAGGUCUAAUCUCUUACGCUUUAUGGGCGCAUAGUGUUGCAAAUAACAUAAACAAUGAUAAUUACGCUACUAAUAAUUAUGGACAAGGUGUUGCUAUGGGACAACCUGCUCAUACACAACUACCAAAGGAUCGAUACUGAUAAUGUAAUUACGUGAUGAAGACGAUUGAAGAUCAAGAACUGCAUGAAUUGAAAGAAUAGGGUUAAUUCUUUUUAGAAUGAAGCUUGAUUUCUUUUAGGAAGGUUUGUUGUGAAUAAUCUUUCAGAUUAUUUUAUUUAUUUGUUUAUUUUAUGUGUGUAAAGUGUAAUACUUCUUUCGUUUUCUUUAGUUGCAACCUACAUUUUUAUUUUGAAACAUUUUUUUUUAGUUAUAAUCUAUCUAUUUUUGGCAA